UCAUGAACAGCAGAACGAAUCAGCUCCAAAACGGAUCUCUCUGGAAACGCCAGAGAUGCACCACGUGGUUUCCCUGGGCCCCUGCUGCUCCACCCAGCAGUCUGGUGGCUGAACACAGCAUGGGUGAAAAUCACCCUAUGCUAUAUCGUACGAACAUCAUCAUGACAGACAAAUAAAUGCUUGCUGUGCUUUUGUGAUAUGAAACAGAUUAUCACGUAUAUUGUGAUGUCAUUGCAGAUUUCACUCGCGACUGCAUGGUUUCCUGAAAGUCCUAAUGAUAUCUACCACACGUGCGGAGGCGUCCUCCUCAACAGUGAUUGGGUGCUGACUGCUGCCCACUGCAUCGUGUGGUUUGACCUUGCAUUCAUUGAGCUCAAUGAAUCUGCGCCGAUCACCAACAAGAUCCAACCUGCGACCCUGCCCUACCCAGGACACAUCUUGUCCAACAACCCCGAGUGUUAUGCGACCGGCUGGGGAAGUCUGUCAAGUCACAUUGAUUGCAUUUCAUCAGCCGAUGGCCCAUCGCCCUCCACUCUUCAACAAGCGAAGCUUCCCUUUGUCAGCUACGCCAAAUGCAGCAGCAGCGAGUAUUGGGGGACCACAGUGAAGCCAAGCAUGAUCUGUGCAGGGGACAGCCUUCACUCUACUUGCUACGGAGACUCGGGGGGCCCCCUGAACUGUAAGACGGACAGAGGGUGGGAGGUGCACGGCAUCACGAGCUUCGGGUUUCCUACCAGCUGCAACUUUGACACAAAGCCGAACGUCUUCACGCGCGUGUCCGGCUACAGUGCCUGGAUCACCUCCAUCACGGGGAUGCAGUUCCCCACGACGGUGCGUAACUCAUAACGAGACUGCGCGUCUCCGUACGAGUCUGUGCAUCUCUUUUGUCUCACUCACCUGCUCACUCACGCAUAAAGAAAAUCACUCACACAACUGAUUAUCACUCAACCGCUGAUUCAUACGAAGAGUGACUCACUCACUCAACUCAAGCCCCCACUCUCCAUCUCCCGCCCUCUCAACUCCUUUAGACGCGCAUGCACAGUUGGGCAAACAAACACUGAGACAUACGGUAGACACGCAGGCAUGGAGAUACAUGCAGAGAGAUCCACAAACAAGGAGAAGAACAGAGAAACAGGCACAGGAGGCUCGGAGAGACACACAAAGACACGGAGACACAUGGAGACAUAUACAGAGAUAAAGACACACACCGACGUAGAUAGAGUCACACAAACAUGAAUACAGACAAAGAGACGUGGAGAUACACAAAGCUAUACCCAGAUAAGUGGAAGCACAGACAGACACACGCAGAGGCACACACAGUAACAGAGACUCACACAGGCACGAAAUGCCUGUAAGCAGUCGGGGAUAUUCUCGUCACGAAUUUUUGCAGCGCCACUUGAUUUCCUUUAUUUUUGUGAGGUCAGUAGAAGAAGAGUAUCUCGAAUUCUCAGCUACAAUGCAUCUCCACGCACUCAUCCGGGCCCAAAGUGAGUGAGCUCGAACGUGAGUGCCAUGGAAUGAAAAAAAAAUUGGGAAGCAGUGCUCUAAUACUUAGUUAAUACAUGGCUUAACUCAAAGAGGAUAUGUGGCCCAUUCUAUGGAGGAGACCUGGCCCAGCCCAAGCAGAUGACGUGGCCCAGUCAAUGGAAGAGCCGUGGCCAGCCCAUGGAGGAGACAUGCCCUAGCCAAUGGAGGUUCGAAGAAAAUAGCAAAUUCCUCAAGUUUUGACGUACGAUUUGAGCACUAAGCUCAAUGUAUAAUUGUCCACAGCGCUCAUAGAGAGAGAGAGAGUG
Messenger RNA from Petromyzon marinus (sea lamprey), 1793 nucleotides. NCBI's taxonomy places the organism in Eukaryota, Metazoa, Chordata, Hyperoartia, Petromyzontiformes, Petromyzontidae. The record is from RefSeq and is a predicted model, not a curated record.